Penicillium manginii is the source of this 612-nucleotide messenger RNA. Its product is annotated as YoaK family protein. Lineage: Eukaryota; Fungi; Ascomycota; Eurotiomycetes; Eurotiales; Aspergillaceae. Bases 1 to 612 code for a protein of 203 amino acids. The record is from RefSeq and is a predicted model, not a curated record. The transcript is spliced from 2 exons.
AUGCAGACGGGGAACACCAUCUUUGUCGGAUUGGGAGCCUCUGGCCAAGGGUCACGGGCGUAUGGAUGGGCUGGGUCGCUCACAGCGAUUGGAUGUUUUGUCGUGGGUAGUUUUCUGUUUGCACGACUGCAUCGCACCUUGGGGGCGCGACGACGCGGCAGUUUGAUGCUGUCAUUCGCGAUUCAAGCGGGCUUGAUCAUUCUGACAGCUGGACUGGUGCAAGGUGGGGUGGUUUCUAGCGUUCUUGCGGGGGGUGGAAAUAGCAAUCCGAAGGGGACGCAUCUUUGGAAUGAAGAGAUUCCGAUUGUGUUGCUGAGUCUCCAGUCGGCGGGUCAGAUUGUGGCGAGUCGCACGUUAGGAUUCAACGAGAUCCCUACAGUGGUGAUCACAAGUCUUCUAUGCGAUCUUGUGUCGGAUCCGAAGCUAUUUCUACUGCGGAAUGAAAAGCGCGAUCGAAGGGUAAUUGCUUUUGUGCUCACGCUGGUGGGGGCGAUUAUUGGCGGAUGGAUGACGAAGGCGACGCAGCAGAUCGUGCCGGUGCUCUGGCUGUCGGGGGGGGCUCAAGCUUGUUCUCGCAGGAGUUUGGGGGUUCUGGACGACGGUUUAGAUUAA